Molecule: messenger RNA, 795 nt
Organism: Porites evermanni
Lineage: Eukaryota; Metazoa; Cnidaria; Anthozoa; Scleractinia; Poritidae
Source: the annotation of a GenBank genome assembly
UUCCUUGCUGACUGGGAUGUCAUGAAUUUUACAUUCCAUGUGCCUCACCCCAUCAUGAACAGUUCUAAAUGGCUUCAGAGUAUCCUCUCCUAUUUUGCAGGAAAGAAUUUCUUUUUUCUUUGCCAAACCAUGUUGAAUGACAGCUUGGCCAUGCGACAGCACUUCAACCAAUUUCACUACUUUACACAGUACAUUGAAGUGUGGCUUUUGAGCAAGGAAAUUGAAGAAGAACUUGUCCAACUUCUGAUAGGUGGUGUAUGCCUCAAAUUCGUCUUUGUGAUACUUCUGAAUUUGAGUCGAAAGAGCUUCAAUCUAUUGUUUGGCUGGAUCACACUCAUCUGCAGCACACUAGCAGUUUGGCUAACAUUCUCUCGAAUUUCCGAGAGGCAUCAUCAGGCUGAAGGGCCAUAUGUCUUGGUUCAAGGCAUCACUAGUUGGUACUUCAAGAGACAUCUUUUCAAAAAGUUUCAGAAAAAGGAAAACCGAGGUGGAAAUAAACAGAAUAGAAGAUGCCCCCGAAAUUGUUGUCGCUUCGUGUGUCUUACAUGACAUAUUUCUGAUUGCUGGGGAUGACGUCUAUGAAUUCUUGGAAGAUGGCUACGAUGGUGAUGAUGAUGAUGAUGCUGUUGGCGAUGAUGAAUUUCUCCCAGAGACAGAAGGAAAUGACAAAAGAAAAAUCAAAUAAUGUGAAGUCUUCCAUGAACUGUUAACGUGUAUUGAAGAGAAUCUAAAAUGAACUGCUAAGAGUAAAUAUUAUUUUGUUGUAACGUAUAAAGUUUACUUCUGAACUAGGGC